CUAAAUUACCCCACAACUUUUUCUAAUAACAACCUGGAGGACACGGUAAGGAACCCAAACACAGAAUAACAAAACCCAAUAACGAAUCAAAAAUCAACAAAAUGAUUUAGAAACAACGAAGAAUUUCGCUUUCACUUCACAACGCUCUCUUCAAUUUCCAUUUCUCUGAUGUCAAAAGAUAAUAAUCCUACUAGUAAUAACUUGAAUUUUCAAAAAGGGGUUAAUGUGAAUGUGAAUGUGAUGAAUGAGAAUGAUGGUGUUGUUGGAAAUUGGUAUAGUUCAAUUGUUCAUCAAGUUUCAAUCUAUGGUGUUGCUGCUGGUUACUGUUUAUCUGCGUCUUUACUGUCAAUUAUCAACAAAUGGGCUGUCAUGAAAUUCCCUUACCCGGGAGCUCUUACCGCUUUACAGUACUUCACUAGUGCUGCCGGGGUAUUUCUCUGUGGAUGGCUUAAGCUUGUCGAACACGACAAGCUUGAUCUGAUGACGAUGUGGCGGUUUUUACCGGCUGCUGUGAUUUUCUAUCUGUCUCUUUUUACCAACAGUGAGUUGUUGUUGCAUGCCAAUGUGGAUACUUUCAUUGUGUUCCGAUCGGCUGUUCCGAUUUUCGUUGCGGUAGGGGAGUCAAUGUUUUUGCAUCGGCCGUGGCCGUCUUUGAAAACAUGGGCUUCGUUGGGUACGAUAUUCGCGGGAAGUGUGCUUUAUGUUGCGACUGAUUAUCAGUUUACGUUUGCGGCUUAUAUGUGGGCGGUGGCGUAUUUGGUUAGUAUGACGAUAGAUUUUGUUUACAUAAAGCAUGUGGUUACGACGAUUGAGUUGAACACUUGGGGUCUUGUGUUGUACAAUAAUAUUGAGGCUCUUAUGCUUUUUCCGUUGGAGUUGUUGAUAAUGGGUGAGUUGAAGAAGAUAAAACAUGAGAUCAGUGAUGAGUCUGAUUGGCACUCGUUUUCGGUGGUUUUGCCUGUUGCACUGUCGUGCUUGUUCGGUCUUGCAAUCUCUUUCUUUGGAUUUUCGUGCCGCAGGGCUAUUUCUGCAACUGGAUUUACCGUUCUUGGUAUAGUGAACAAGUUGUUGACUGUUAUGAUUAAUUUGGUGAUAUGGGAUAAGCACUCAACAUGGGUCGGUACAGUGGGUCUUUUGGUCUGUAUGCUAGGCGGGGUUCUGUAUCAGCAAUCAACAAGUAAACCGAAAGAUGUAAAUCAGGUAACUGCACAAGAAAACGAGGAGGAACAACUAAAGUUGCUUGAAAUGCAAGGCAAUUCUGAGACCAACAUUACUGAUAUCGAAGAUAAUAAAUCAAGGGAGGGAAAUUGAAAAUAUAUUCACGUAGCAAAAUUUCCGUACUGCCUUUAAAGUGUAUGUUGCACAGGUAUCCGAUUUAUAUGAUAUUAUCAUUUUUUCACACAAGUCAAUCCAAUAUUCGUUUACCAAUGAUAUCUCAAUGAAUGUCAAGCUCGUCAGAUUACAGUAUGCAGCGUUUUUCUUGGCUGUUAUAGUGUUAUGUUUUAAGUAAGAAACUAAAUGAUAGAUAAAACGAUUCUAGUAUGUACGGAUUGCAUUACUUUAUAGCGUUCUAUUUGAUAGACAAAAUGACUAUCGAUUUGGUUCUCUUA
Messenger RNA from Lathyrus oleraceus (garden pea), 1610 nucleotides. Its product is annotated as GDP-mannose transporter GONST3. The transcript is spliced from 2 exons. NCBI's taxonomy places the organism in Eukaryota, Viridiplantae, Streptophyta, Magnoliopsida, Fabales, Fabaceae. The coding region runs from base 169 to 1311 and encodes 380 amino acids. The record is from RefSeq and is a predicted model, not a curated record.